CGGGCCGGGCCGGGCGGCGGGGCGGGAGGCCGGGCUGGGCCGGGCCGGGCUGGCUGCGGGCGCGGGGUUUUCCCCUCCGGGAAGCGCCGAGAGCCGUUCUGUGGGCGCUCGCCUGCUAAUCAAGUCGUGUUUUGUCCCAGCCGGGAGCGGCGCGUCCUGGGCGAAGGCGGCGGGGCCUGCGCCGGGCGGGCGGGAUGGAGCUGACCCACCGGCUGGAGCUGUUCCCCGACUGCAGCGUGUCCCUGCUCCUCUUCAGCCAGGUGCAGAACGCUGCCGCGCUGCGGAAAAAGGCCCUGGAAGGGUCCAUUGAAGGCGCCUUAAUAAACCCCGCCAUGAUUGUAGAUCCUUUUCAAAUUCUCGUGGCAGCCAACAAAGCAGUCCAUCUACACAAGAUAGGUAAAAUGAAGACCAGAACUCUCAACGCAGAAAUUAUUUUCAGCCUUUCACCCAACAACAAUAUUUCAGAUGCGCUUAAAAAGUUUGGCAUUUCAGACAGUGACACAGCAGUACUCAUUGUUGUGGUUGUGGACAGAGGAAAAACUGUAAAUCUGGAAGAUGUAGCAUCUCAGGUGGAAGGCCAACAGGUUUCUCUAGAUGAACUUCCCCAACUAACAGACAUUGCCAAAGUUAAAAAGAUGUACAAAGUUACUCCACAGGAAGAAAAAAUCAGCACCUUAUUGGAUAGUAUUGUUUGCAGAAUGUCAACAAAAGAUGUUUUAUGAAUAUGUGGAAAUAAUUUUUUUAUUAAAGGAAAAUGAGAGCUUUUUAAGAUAUAAAAACAGUUCAUUGCCAUUCAUCCUGCAUUUCAGAGAAAGUGGUAUAGUUAGCCAUAAGUGAAGAAGCUUGGACAUGGGGUAAUCUGUGCUGUGUUGUAAGCAGAGAGAGCAGCUGUACCAGGCAGAGCACAAUUUGCCACUGGCAUUUCUGUCCAUUUCUGUCCACAAGAGAAAAAAACUGACUUUUGGCAGUACCUUAAGUUGAUCAUAAACAGAAGUCUUGGGAACCUGUACUUACUUUUCUUUUUCAUCAAAUAUUUUGCUGGUCCCAGACAGGAUUCAAACAUUGUAAAUCAUUCUUAACCCUUCCCUGAUUUGUUUUGGCACCCCUGAUGGAUGAUACCCUUUUAAUGAUGCUACUGCCAGAAGAGGCAUCUCUGGGGCACAAACUAUUGCUGGUAGACUAGAAAAAGGUAAGUUUCUGUAAACUAUCAGUGGCCCUUCCUUCUUUCUGCUAAUGGGACAGAGUCGCUGCCCACCCUUUGGGAGCAGAGAGGGGCACCAGGGGGGUGUCAGACUUGUGCAGAACAGUUAAUAAGGUCAGUAUGGAUGAUGCUGGGGUGGUGGUAGGACCUUACCCAUUGGAUGUCAUCAGAUGGUGUGUACUGCUGAGGUACUGGUCUGGUGUUGUGCUACAUAAGUGUUGGUGUUAAAGGGUAUUGAGAGGUGCUUUUACUUUAUAACACUGAAUUACACAUGGUAAAGCUGACUUCCUAGGGCCUGGUUCCUGGCAGAGAAUUCAGAGAGGAUUGUUCACCAUAGAUAUAGUCAGUUAAAUUGUCAAUAUAACUUAAUUAGCAUUCUGAAAGGAUGAUCGAACUCAUUUAGUCACCAGGUCCAAAAGCCCCACAUGAGUAUAGUUUAAUCACAUGCAGGCAUCCUGUUGAAGAAAAACUACUAUCCUAAUUAGUUAGAAAUACAUACUAUUUGUUAUUGUUAUGCUGCAUUGUUUUUCUGGGAUGUGUAUAAAACUGUAUAGCUGUCUGCAUUUUGGGUUUUUUUUCCCUAAUGUUCUCUGAGGUAUUGAAAUUUGCGUACUUGCAAAAUACUUGUCAGAGUGUGCCCCAGAUUCUUACACAUGGUGUUUUGGAAAACAAAAUAUGUUUUGGGGGAGAUGUAAAGUCCGAGUUAGACUUGAAAUGUUAUCCACUGCAGUAAGCAGACCGGCAAACUGACUUACAGACUGAGUAUUGUCUGUGUUUCUGUAUUUAAUAUGGAAAUCUGUAGCUUCUGUUUUCCAUUUUAAUUUUGGUUAAUUCUCAGUUAAAAACCAAUAGUGCAAAUACCAUCCUUUUCUUCCCAACAAAAUCAAUGGCAAAAUACAUACCAUGUCCCAAGGAAGUGACAAGGUUUAUUUAAAUAAAUUAUCCAGGAGAAAUGGCUGUGCUAAUUUAUUGAUUUAAAGAUGAUUUUACAGAAUGUAUCAUCCUCUCUAAAGGGAUUUGUGAGGCAGUAGUAAAACAUGGAGCUUGGAAGGACUUGACUCUUCUGAAAUAAAAUGGGUAUAACAUCAGUGUGUGAAAAUGACCAUGGUAAAUAAAAGACUUGUUUUCCUUUUCUGACA
Apus apus (common swift) is the source of this 2340-nucleotide messenger RNA. RefSeq names its product TP53RK binding protein (gene TPRKB). The coding region runs from base 195 to 722 and encodes 175 amino acids. The record is from RefSeq and is a predicted model, not a curated record. Gene Ontology annotation, cellular component: EKC/KEOPS complex; nucleus; cytosol. Gene Ontology annotation, biological process: tRNA threonylcarbamoyladenosine modification; telomere maintenance via recombination. The transcript has 4 exons. Lineage: Eukaryota; Metazoa; Chordata; Aves; Apodiformes; Apodidae.